Messenger RNA from Oxyura jamaicensis (ruddy duck), 5504 nucleotides. RefSeq names its product angiomotin like 1 (gene AMOTL1). The transcript has 15 exons. The coding region runs from base 52 to 2946 and encodes 964 amino acids. Lineage: Eukaryota; Metazoa; Chordata; Aves; Anseriformes; Anatidae. Gene Ontology annotation, cellular component: cytoplasmic vesicle; bicellular tight junction; plasma membrane. The record is from RefSeq and is a predicted model, not a curated record. Gene Ontology annotation, biological process: regulation of cell migration; establishment of cell polarity involved in ameboidal cell migration; actin cytoskeleton organization.
AGAGAGCUGCAGGAGGCAUCACAAGCAGAGCUUUGAUGCUGCAGAUCAGAGAUGGACCUUGGUGAAAACUGGAAGCUGGAUGAAACCAACUGGUUGUCUCGUGGUGGGAUCCAUCCCUUUGCCAGUGUGAAAGGAGACAAUGACAUUUCUGAAGGAGCACCAGCCCUGUUUGCUCGGGAUCAGCUGGGCUCCACAGCUAUUUGUUACAAGCCUACCACCCCAGGCCAGCUACUGGAAGACGCUGGCUUUCUUUACCAGGACCACCAGUUGUUUGCUGGCAGGCAUGAAGUUUCUCCGCUAACAGCUGAAGCCAUCAGUGCUAAAGAAAAAGCUGCCGAGGAAGCCCUCUGCACCUUGCACCCUCCAAACUUCCUCCGGAGCUCAGAGGUGGAGAUGCGAGGCUCGGAGGAGGUGGCAGCCGGCACGGUCCUGCAGCGCCUGAUCCAGGAGCAGCUGAGGUAUGGCAACCCCAGCGAGAACAUGAACCUGCUGGCCAUACAGCACCAAGCGACGGGCAGCGCCGGCCCCUCCAACAGCACUGCCAGCACUCUCUCUUCCACAGAAAACCUCGCGCCAGAGGACCCACAAAUGGUCCAGCCGUCGGCGCGGCAGGAACCGCAGGGGCAGGAGCACCAGGGGGACGGUGCUGCGAUGGAGAAGCAGCCCCGGGCCGCGCAGCCCCCGCACAGCAGCGAAGAGCUCCCCACCUACGAGGAAGCCAAGGCCCAGUCCCAGUUUUUCCGGGGACAGCCGCCAACAGGGCCGGGAUUUUAUGUCGCUGGCACCUCUGGCCAGAAGUCCAGGACAGAGGGGAGGCCGACGGUGAGCCGGGCCGGCAGCGGGCAGGCGCAUAAGGACGAUGCACUGAAGGAGCUGAAGCAGGGCCACGUGCGCUCGCUGAGCGAGAGGAUCAUGCAGCUCUCGCUGGAGAGGAACGGGGCCAAGCAGCACCCACCCGCCCCAGCAGGCAGCAAAGGGCUGAAGGCAGCCCCAGCACCCAGCAAAGGCAUGGACCCGCGGGGCCCGCCGCCCGAGUACCCCUACAAAGCCAAGGCAGCGGCGGUGGCGGCGUCCCCUGGCAGCAAGGUGCCCGAGCACGGGCUCUUCUAUGGUGAGCAGCACCCAGCAGGAGCGCAGGACGUCCUCAAGGCUUCCUAUGUGGCCCCCCAGCCUGCCAGGACAGAGGUGGCGGUUGUCCGGUACCAGCCGCCCCCAGAGUAUGGGGUGACCAGCCGACAAUGCCAGCCGCCCUUCCCAGCGCCGCCGCCAGCCCAGCAGCACAGCCCCAUGUCCUCGCAGGCCUCCUCCGCCGCCGGCCCUUUGCUCCCGGGCUCCCUGGGAGCUCCUGCCCAGCCGCCCGCGCCACCGGGCCCGCAGCUGACACCCGACGCCUUCGCCAUCGUGGAGCGGGCACAGCAGAUGGUGGAGAUGCUCUCCGAGGAGAACCACGUGCUGCGGCAGGAGUUGGAGGGGUACUACGAGAAGGCAGACAAGCUGCAGAAGUUUGAAAUAGAGAUUCAGAGGAUUUCAGAAGCUUAUGAGGGCCUGGUCAAGACCACCACUAAAAGGGAGUCUCUGGACAAAGCGAUGAGAAACAAACUGGAAGGAGAAAUUAGGAGACUUCACGAUUUCAACAGGGAUCUCCGUGAACGACUGGAGACGGCCAACAGGCAGCUAGCCAGCAGAGACUUCGAUGGGCACGAGGAUAAGUCCACAGAGGGCCUUUAUGUCACUCAGAACAAGGAGCACUUGAAGGAGAAGGAGAAGCUGGAGAUGGAGCUGGCAGCCAUGCGCUCCACCAACGAGGAUCAGCGGAGGCACAUUGAAAUCCUCGACCAGGCCCUGAACAAUGCUCAAGCCAAGGUCAUCAAACUGGAAGAGGAGCUGCGCAGGAAGCAGGCCUACGUGGAGAAGGUGGAGAAGCUGCAGCAGGCUCUGACGCAGCUGCAGGCGGCCUGCGAGAAGAGGGAGCAGAUGGAGCGGCGGCUGCGCACGCGCCUGGAGCGGGAGCUGGACUCGCUGCGGAUGCAGCAGAGGCAGGGAAGCUACCAGACAAACAGCCUCCCGGAGCACAACGCCCCGGCGCUGAUGGAGCUGGUGCGGGAGAAGGAGGAGCGGAUCCUGGCUCUGGAAGCCGACAUGACCAAGUGGGAGCAGAAGUACCUGGAGGAGAGCACCAUCAGGCACUUCGCCAUGAACGCCGCAGCCACGGCUGCGACAGAGAGGGACGCCUCGGCCCCGAGCCACUCGCGCAACGGCAGCUACGGUGAGAGCGCGCUGGAGGUGCGGGGCUGGCAGGAGGAGGAGGAGAUCGUGCAGGCCAACCGGCGGUGCCAGGACAUGGAGUACACAAUAAAGAAUCUCCACGCAAAAAUAAUCGAGAAGGAUGCCAUGAUCAAGGUCCUUCAGCAACGCUCACGGAAAGAUCCUGGAAAAGUUGACAGCGCCAGCCUGCGACCUGCUCGGUCUGUCCCCUCCAUCGCUGCUGCUGCAGGCACACAUUCACGGCAGACCUCGCUCACCAGCAACCAGAUAGCUGAGGAGAAGAAGGAGGAGAAGAUCUGGAAGGGAAGCAUAGGGCUGCUCCUGGGGAAGGAGCACCACGACCACCCGUCGGGCCCCUCGCUGCCUCCUCCGCUGCCCUCCUUGUCGUGCACGCCGGUUCCAGCAGCCUCCCACGCGAAGACAGGCAGCAAAGACAACAGCACCCAGACGGACAAAAGCGCCGAGCUCUUCUGGCCCGCCGCCGCCUCCUUCCCUGGCCGUGGCCGGCUGGGCACCACCCCGUCGCACAGCCCCGCUCCGCGGCCCCCGGGGGCACGGCCAGCGGGCGAGAAACUGGAGAACUCCAGCCAUGGGAAGCCUCCCGACAGCAAAGGCAGGGUGAGCAGCUUGCUCCACAAGCCCGAGUUUCCAGAUGCAGACAUGAUGGAAGUCCUCAUCUGAGCAGAGGAUGGCAUCUCUGGGGUUUCAUGGGCAUACUUCCAGGCCUGAGGACGUCGUUCGUGUGCCAAUCUUAAAAAAUAACUGAGAAUUUGAAGAAGGAUGGAGAAGGUUUGUGCCUGAAAUGAAACCUGAGUCUGCUACGUUGAGACUUUGGACUGGGCAAGAAGUAAAGAGCACUGAAGAGGAGAGAUAAAAUGAAUGUCUGGGACUUUCUGAGCAGAAAGGGACAUUGAAAACUGAAGGUGGCUUGAGAAGGUGAUCAUCGAGGAAAGAGGAAACUGCAUUUUCUGGUGUAAAGAGAAGGGAGCUAAGUUACAGACUGGGUGCACAAGGCGGUUCUGGUUUACUGCCUCUGCAACCAGGACAGGAGCAAAAUCUUGGCUCUUCUGGGGCCAUACGAGUUUCUGAAAAUAACAGGAGAAACUUGCAUCUUCCUCAGUAUUGAUUCAUUUCUUAAAAGUAUUCACUGCUGAGUUUUAGUGAAGCGUUGGUCUGUAGAUGUACACGGCAGGUUCUUGUAAGUAUUCGUUUGAAGUGGUGUGGUGUGGUUUUCCUGGACAUGUAGGUCAGGUGCCUCACUCCUGGCUGGACAAAUGUUACUCUUGGAGCUGCAUUGCAGUGCAAAUAUUCGGGUCUUGCAAACUCAGAGCUUGCUAAGGCUUCUUUUUUUGGUAGGAGCAGUUGUUUGCUGGAAUUUCCAUGGAGGAUGAAGGCGGGGGAGGACAGGAGCUCCUUCAGCAGGGGCUGAAGCAAUCCCUUCUGUAACACUGGGGACCAUCACCUUUUUUGUGGGCUGACUUGCAGUCUCUUUUCACCUUGUUUCACCCAAGACAAUUACUCCUUUUCAGCUCAGUCCCUGAUUUCUGUAAGAGAUGGCAACUGUCUGUAAGACAGCCAGCUCACCGGCAGCGUUACGUACACAUUUUGCUUCCUGUAUUGCAAAUGCUGAUAGGGAAAUUUUCCUCUUUGAGGUAUUUUUAUGUUGGAUUUUGUCUUCCUCAAUCUUCUAAUGACAUUAGGAAGAAUUUGGCUUUGGGAAAAGGGUGAUGGGAUUUUGCGUGACGCUGCCUGAAGUGGAAAAGCGAUGGGUGCUCAUGUGGCUGGAAGGAACCGUGUGCUCAGGACUGGCUGGAGGUCAUCCCUUCCUGUAGGCAUCCAAGUGGAGUUCUUGAUUGUGAACACACCAGGCACAUUAAACGCUGCUUGUGCUGAAAACUGAAGUCCUUGCAAGCUCAAAGCCUGCAGGUGCUAGAGCCCUGCGCUCAGUGCUGCGUGGCUGAGAGAGACCAUUAUUUAACAACAAAAUCUCUGUGCUAAAUCUAUGCACUUACUCGUGUGUGUACCUAGAAUUAGACGUACGUCGGUGUCGCUGAGUUUUGCACUUGUUAGCUGCAGUAGUGCUAAGUAGGCUGUGUAGUCAAGAGAAUCGUGUGUUCCGAGUAUUACCAGCUUUGCAAAACCAAAUGUGUAAAACCCUUUGAAGAUGUUGCGCUGCUUAAUAUAUGCCUUGUAAAAUAACUUUUUUUUUUUUUUUCUUGAAAGUUAAUUUAAAUGUUGUGUUUGCAUAAAAGCCGGGCCUGUGUGUGGCAGUGGCUGCCUGCAGGCUUCAGCACCCCCCGAUCCACCGCGAUCACCCUCCCGCAAGGGAGCCAGCACCAGGAGCUGACAGAGCAAAGGAAUAUAAGCUAAACAGCAGUGAGUAUUUCCCCAUCUUUCUCUGAGAAAUAAGGAUACCCAGCUGCUUGGAAGUCCCUCAGCGUUGUAUGACUGGCUGUAUUAUUUCUUUUGAUGACACUAUUUAAUGAUUCCUGCACAGGCGGACAGCAAGGUGUCCGGCAGGAGCAGCGCUGGAGCAGUGUGCACGAUGUAUUUCAUAGUGGUGCUGGUCUGCUUCUCAAAGUCAGCUAGAAUAUCACACUCCUCCUCCUCCUCCUCGUGGAGACAACAGGCCCUCCAGUUCUGGGUGUCCAAAGGUGCGUUUACAACUGGUGCUGCCCCAGCUUUGUGUUCACGUAUGGAAAACCAUUUGUUACAAACACAGUGCGGGCAAAUUAUACUUUCAGAUUCACAGCUCAGAUCAACGUAUAGGUUCAUUCUCCUCAAUUUAACUGACCUCAGGAGAUUUCAGCUUUUCUGGAGCGAAGGUCUGAAGGCGCAGGGGUCUCCCCCGCAGCCCGAGCACUAGCAGGACUUGCAUGGAGUACUACUGCCACAAAGCAGCCCCUCUCAGCAGAGCGGUGCAGCCCCAUUUGUACUGGUUUUCCCAGCUCUUUGAACUGUAUGGUGUUUUGAGAAACUGUGCUGUAGCCGUUCCAGGUGACGUUGGUAACUAGUUGUAAAAUACUGUCAUUUUUUAUUGUCGUCGGUUGUAUAGAGAAGUUGGUGUACAGUGUUGUACAGCUGGAGGGUUAUUUGUACAUAGGUGGGUAAACGAAGAACGUUAUGUGUCACCCACAGCAAAUAUUGAUAUUGUUGGUCAGCCAAAGAUUUCUUAUUCUUUGCUGUUGAAACUUGUGCCUUAAUAUUGUAUAUAAUAAAUGUAUAAACACGUUUCUUUC